Molecule: messenger RNA, 1640 nt
Organism: Salvia splendens (bonfire salvia)
Lineage: Eukaryota; Viridiplantae; Streptophyta; Magnoliopsida; Lamiales; Lamiaceae
Exons: 7
Coding region: 95-1465 (456 amino acids)
Cellular component (GO): membrane
Source: RefSeq, a predicted model, not a curated record
AAUUGCUACUACCGUAGUGUAGGGCACUGUAGAGAAUCCAUGGUAAAAGAAAUCUUACUCUCAACUGUCCUAUGCUGAUAGCUCCCCCCAACCAAUGGCUACGCCGUCGCCAUGGCAGCAGCUGCCGUUCAGCUCUGCCGCAGCAACUUCUCUUCAAUCUUCCACGAUUUUCCCAAUCUAUUGCAAUAACCGCCACCUUGCUAUCCCUUGGUCUCCGAAUUUCGAAUCAUCCUCUCCAUGCUGCUCUUCUGUCAAUAACGGUUCCAAUAAUGGGAGAAAGAGAUUGAGAGGGAAAUCAGUAGAAGUGGUAGUCGUUGACGCUGAUCCGGAAAAUGUUAAGUCGUUCGAUUCUCCAUUGAACAUGAGCGGAUUUGAUGGUAGAAAGUUGAGUUUCAAACCGGUGUUUGGAAAGCGAGCAUUGUGGCGGAGGAUAUUCUUCGCAUCGAAGAAAGUGAGGAGCAUCAUUUUGCUCAAUUGCAUCACCAUUAUUUACGCUAGUAACAUUCCAGUUGUCAAGGAAGUUGAAGCUAUUAUCGACCCCGAGGCUUUCACAGUUGUGCGGUUUGUUGUGGCUGCCAUUCCGUUCAUUCCGUUCGUGUUCCAAGCUAGGAAUGAUUCUCAUACUCGUAAAGCAGGAUUGGAGUUGGGAUUUUGGGUCAGCUUAGGUUACAUCUUGCAAGCCCUUGGACUUCUCACAUCUGAUGCUGGACGAGCAUCAUUUCUUGCCAUGUUCACUGUAAUUGUUGUGCCUUUGAUUGAUGGCAUUCUAGGAUCUAAGAUACCUAUAUAUACAUGGUUUGGAGCUCUGGCAUCGAUCAUUGGAGUUGCAAUGCUGGAAUCCAGUGGGUCACCUCCAUGCAUUGGAGACUUGCUGAACUUUUUAAGUGCAGUGUCUUUUGGGGUUCAUAUGCUAAGAACUGAACAUAUUUCAAGAAGCACAGAACGAGAAAAUCUUUUACCACUCCUUGGAUAUGAGAUAUGCGUUGUUGCCUUUCUAUCAACCCUUUGGUACUUCACUGAAGGAUGGUUUGCUGGAGAUAUCAAUGCAUCAAAUCCAUUUUCUUGGACGCCAGCAAUAGUUUUAGACUGGAUUUCGUCGUUUCCUUGGAUACCUGCAUUGUAUACUGGGAUUUUUUCAACAAGCUUGUGCUUAUGGGUGGAGAUGACAGCGAUGCGUGAUGUUUCGGCUACAGAAACUGCGAUCAUAUAUGGGCUGGAACCUGUAUGGGGCGCUGGAUUUGCUUGGUUCUUACUUGGUGAGAGAUGGGGAGUGAGUGGAUGGAUUGGAGCUGCUCUGGUUCUUGGUGGGAGUCUAACAGUGCAGAUAAUGGGAGCAAUGCCACACUCCUCGUUGCAAGAACGUAGUGAUGAGAAUGGAUUUAUUUCAGAUAACAAGAGCAAUUUCUCUAAGUCUUCAGUUGUUGUGAGGGGUGAAAAUUAUCCAUCUGAUUUGGUAAACAAGUGAGUAUGCAUGAAUUUAUGGCUGCCGUCACACUUGCAAUAUGAAAUAAAUCAAUAAUGUCCCCUACUCAUUGUAAUUUUUCUUUUGGUUUUCAGUUUCAAUUUUACCUUUCAUGUUUCACUUUAUGAGUAUUUUAUUUAUAUGAUAAAUAAAACCUUGAUCCGAUCUCAUUAAUUAA